CUCACGAAAGGUUUUGUAAGCUGUAUCUGUGGUUUAAACAAAACUUUUCGACAAGUACUUUUACGGGUUUGAAUUUGGGCGUAAUAUUAGGGUUUGAAGAUGUUUGGAAGAGCCGCGAAGAGGGUUAACGACACAAAGUACUAUGACGUUCUGGGUGUUUCAAAGAAUGCUACACAAGAUGAGUUGAAAAAGGCUUAUCGCAAGGCUGCUAUCAAGAAUCAUCCAGACAAAGGCGGUGAUUCUGAGAAGUUUAAGGAGAUUUCUCAGGCGUAUGAGGUUCUGAGUGACCCAGAGAAGCGGGAGAUAUAUGAUCAAUAUGGUGAAGAUGGACUCAAGGAAGGGAUGGGGGGUCCAGGGGAGAUGCAUGACCCUUUUGAAAUGUUCCACUCUUUCUUUGAUGGUGCAAUCCCAUCUGGUCGCGGUAAUGGUAGAGGACAGAGACAAAAGAGAGGAGAGGAUGUUGUGCAUUCCCUAAAUGUCUCUCUGGAGGAUUUAUAUAGGGGUACCUCAAAGAAGCUUUCGUUAUCGCGUAAUGUGAUUUGCAGUAAAUGCAAAGGUAAGGGAUCAAAAUCCGGGGCAUCCAUGAAGUGUUCCGGUUGCAAAGGAUCUGGUAUGAAGGUCUCUGUUAGUCAGUUUGGACCUGGUAUGUUUCAACAAAUGCAUCAUCCUUGUGAUGGUUGCAACGGAACAGGAGAGAGGAUUAAUGACAGGGAUCGGUGUGCUCAAUGCAAAGGAAAUAAGGUAGUUCAACAGAAAAAGGUUAAGAAUGUCAUUGUUGAUAAGGGUAUGCACAACGGGCAGAAGAUUACCUAUGCUGGUGAAGCUGAUGAAGCGCCUGAUACUGUUACAGGGGAUAUAGUAUGUGUAUUGAAGCAGAAAGAACAUCCUAAAUUUAAGAGAAAAGGUGAUGACCUAUUCGUGGAGCACACAUUGUCACUGACGGAAGCUUUAUGUGGCUACCAGUUUGUCUUGACUCAUCUGGAUGGCAGGCAUCUGCUAUUCAAGUCAAAUCCUGGAGAAGUAGUCAAGCCUGAUCAAUAUAAGGCCAUCAGUGAUGAGGGUAUGCCAGUGUACCAGAAUCCAGUCAUGAAGGGCCAGCUUUACAUCCACUUCAAAGUCGAAUUUCCUGAUUCUUUGAGCCCGGACCACCUGACGGCAUUAGAAGCUGUGCUCCCACCAAGGUCAAAACCACAGAUGACAGCCGUGGAGCUGGAUGAGUGUGAAGAGACGACAUUGCAUGACGUGGACAUGGAAGAGAUGAAAAGGAAGGAGGCCCAUGCACAACAGGAGGCGUAUGAUGAAGAUGAAGAGAUGCCUGGUGGAGCUCACAGAGUGCAAUGUGCCCAGCAGUAGGAAAAUAUGGAUUUCGGAGAGUUGAAAGUAAUAGUUUAGUUUCUGGUGUCAGAUUAUCUGAUGCUGGGAUAUAUAUGUACGGGGGUGGAGUAUAUGUUGUUAUAUAUGAGUUGUAUAUGGAUUUUACUGGGAAGACAGUUUCAAACUUUCUGCUUUGCAACUUUUAACUUGAGCGUCUGUUUUUAU
Daucus carota subsp. sativus is the source of this 1539-nucleotide messenger RNA. Its product is annotated as dnaJ protein homolog. NCBI's taxonomy places the organism in Eukaryota, Viridiplantae, Streptophyta, Magnoliopsida, Apiales, Apiaceae. Gene Ontology annotation, biological process: protein refolding; response to heat. Gene Ontology annotation, cellular component: cytosol; cytoplasm. The record is from RefSeq and is a predicted model, not a curated record. The transcript has 6 exons. Gene Ontology annotation, molecular function: ATP binding; Hsp70 protein binding. Bases 100 to 1353 code for a protein of 417 amino acids.